This is a messenger RNA of Mercenaria mercenaria, 633 nucleotides long. Its product is annotated as perlucin-like. Bases 70 to 564 code for a protein of 164 amino acids. Lineage: Eukaryota; Metazoa; Mollusca; Bivalvia; Venerida; Veneridae. Gene Ontology annotation, molecular function: signaling receptor activity. The transcript has 6 exons. The record is from RefSeq and is a predicted model, not a curated record.
CUUAUCUAGUACUCUUAUAUACAUUAACGAUAAGCAAAGACCUGCAUUCCAGUCCUGAAACCAGUGAAAAUGUCGUUGAGUAUUAGGAAUGUGUUGACUAUUGUAUCGAUGUUGGGAUAUUAUGCAAGUGAUGCAAAAGACUGCCCCGAUAACUGGACAGUUGAUGGAACCUCAUGUUACCUGUUUGGUCACCAGAAACUCUCAUUCUUCUCGGCUGAGAGUUAUUGCAACCAACAUAAAGGGCAUUUAGUACACAUCAACGGAGACCAAGAAAAUACAUUUAUAAGAGAACAUCUAAGGUACAUGACAGGAGAACGCUGGUGGAUUGGACUAACAGACGAUGAUAUCGAAAAUACGUGGUUAUGGUAUGGCACAAACGAAAAGGCUGAGUAUACAGACUGGGCACCAGGACAACCUGACGAUAAUGGUAGAAAUGAGGACUGCGUUGAGUUCAACAUGGCACCCGGUUAUGGGGGUCACUGGAAUGAUGGUCCAUGUGACUUUCAUACAUUUCCGAUCUGUGAACGUCCGUUUGACGACACUGACAACGUUAUUGUUGGAUAGAUUUGGCAGUGCAUUACUAGUAUAUGUAAAAUAAAAACUAUUUACAAUUUACCUAAAUGCAAUACUUUU